Apis cerana (Asiatic honeybee) is the source of this 9712-nucleotide messenger RNA. Its product is annotated as nuclear pore complex protein Nup153. Lineage: Eukaryota; Metazoa; Arthropoda; Insecta; Hymenoptera; Apidae. The record is from RefSeq and is a predicted model, not a curated record. Gene Ontology annotation, cellular component: nuclear pore. Gene Ontology annotation, molecular function: structural constituent of nuclear pore. Gene Ontology annotation, biological process: RNA export from nucleus; protein import into nucleus.
CUUAUUUUUUUUUUUUUUUUUUUAAUUAAUUGAGUAAAAUCCAAAAAGUUUUUUUUUUGGAAUUUAUGUUUAAACUUUAACAAUCUAUAUUUAUAUUUUAAUAAUUUAUACAAAUAAAAUAUUUAUUAUAGAAAAAAAUAAUUGACAAUAUUUUCAUGUUAAAUUUGAAUUCUAUAGAUCGAUCACAAUUAUAAUUCUUAUGUCAAAAACAGUUGACUAUUGCUACAUUUAAUUACUAUUAUUUUCAUCAACAGGAGCACUGUUGUCUUAUUCCAUUCUGAAUCGAUAAUAUCACGUAUGAUACGAAAAUGAUAACAGAGAAUAUUUUAUCUUCGGAUGAUGAGUCUAUUCUAAACUUAAUCUGUGGUGGUACGCCAAUUUGAAGACUGCGAGCGCACACAGUGUCACGUGGUCAGGCGCGACAAGCGCAUAUUCGAGAGAAACCUGGCGCCCUGGUGGCGGUCUUUAGGGCGGCCAUAUUUUCUCUCGUGGAUUUCAGUCACGAAGGUGGUGGUUCGCUGACAAUUUUUGGGAUGCGCCGUUUGAAGACAUUCUUGUGUGUUUUAUAUUCGUAAAUAAGUGACCAGUGCCAAUCAUGGCUAAAGGGAGUAAUAAUUUGACUGGAAGACGGUCGUCGUCGCAUAAUACAAAGCCUUACGACGCAAACAAUUCUUUUGUAAAAAAAGUGGCAACAAAAGUAACAGAUCUUAUACCACAAAGAUUAUGGAUCAGUAAGUGGUUUAACUCAUCUCAAAAUGAAGAUGUAUUAGAAGAUAACGAAAAUCUUGAAGAGGUUGAAUCAGAAGAAGAUAUACAAAAACCUCCACCUUUAAAACGACCAUGUAUUCGUAUGGAUGUCACUCAUCCACCUGGUACAUUUUCAAUUCAACCAAGGACUAAAUCAACAAUCAACAAAACCAGUGUAGCUAAACAACAAUAUUCAAUUCAUAAUGAAGUGAGUGAAGAUUUUUGUAAACCUGGAAUGGCCGGGCCAAGUGGAAUUAGUCAUUUAGUAUCUUCUACACCUACAAUGCAAUCGAGUAUUAGAAAUGUAGCACCUCAGAGAUCUGAAUUAAAUUCAUUAGUUGCUACUACAAAUAAUGGAACUACAAAUGGUACAGAUGAUAAUUCUGAAUCCAGUGAAAGCACUAGUGGUUGUAGCUCUCUUAUUCCACAAACAAAUAGACAAGAAGCUCCAUCAAAUGUCUCUUAUCACUCACCAUUUUCAAAGAGAAAAAGAUUCAAUGAUGAUAAAUUAAGUUUCACCAAUCAUAUGCAGUCUCCAAGAUCUUUAUUUUUAGAUAAUAACAACCGAGAUACUUUAAGUAGUCGUAGACCGAGCUUUAAUGCAUCUAUCAUGACAAACACGCCGGAUCGUGCAUCUCCCUUGGCAUCUCCUUUUUACAGUGGAAAUAUUACUUUUGGUGGAGCAAAUGCAGCAGGUCUUUAUAAACAAGGUCGUAAUCUGUUUAAUAGUUCAAAUGAGAUUCAACUUAAAGUUCCUAAAAGAACAAGUGUUGAAGUAAAACCAUCUAACACAGUAGGAAUUGAUUCAUCUGGUAUGAGUCAAACUGCUAAGAAAAUAUUGGAAGCAUUAGAACAUUUUUCGUCGCCAAUAACUGAUGCUAAAAAAAUACCAUUAAAAAUGAUGAAUAAUACAUCAUCAAUAAAUAAAAAAAGGACAAGGGAGGAAAUGACAUCAACAACUAAAGUUGGAUUACGUCAUUUAACUCGUGAAUUAACUGUACCAACUGUACCCGAUAUAUUAAAAUUAAGACGGCGGCAAAAAUUACAAGAUACAACAGUUGCAGCUAGAAAAAUUAUUUCAGCUCGAAGCGAACCACCGCCUCCACAAGAAUAUCAUCUCAGAACACAAACUAAUGAAGAUUUAAAACAUCAUGGAAAAACUAAAGGAGCAAAACUUGAACAGGAAGAUACAAUUGAACCUGUCAAUUUACCAAAUAUACCUUUACCAAUAUCUUCAUUACCUAAUUUCAAUUUUAUGCCAUCUACUAAUACAACGAUAGUAGAUGAAGCUAGUACAGAUAAACAAAAUACAUUCACAUUUGCAAGUCCUAUAAAAGUAACAAGUACUACGAAGAAUUUAAAAUCGAUUAAUAAUUUUACUUUUAGUAGUCCAAUUAAUGCUGAUAAACAAUCAAUUGAUAAAUCUAAUGAUAUAAAUUCAUCUUUAAACAAAAAUGGUAUUAAACCUAAUAUAUCUUCUAAUGAAUAUAUACCUCCUGUAAUACAAAACUUUAUUUGGUCUGAUUCGUCUAUAGCUCCUAGACUAAAAGAAAAAAUAAAAAAUAGUGAUGGCACUAUUUCUUCAGAUGAAUUAAAAUCAGGAAGUGUUAUGGAUGUUCUUUGUUCUAAAUCUGAAAAAUUAAAUGAAUCAAAAAUGCAAUUAGAUUCAGAAACAACUAUUAAUAAAAUAAAUACUGUUAGUCCAAAUAUAAAUGAUAAUAUUAUUAAAGCUCUAAAUUCACAGUCUAAUAUGUGGGAAUGUUCUGAAUGUUUGUUCAAGAACAAUGAUUCUGAAACACAUUGCUUUACUUGUAAAGCUAUUAAAUCAAAUCUUAAGGAUAAAAAGAUUUCUGAAAUAUCAACAUCUAAUAAUGCCAGUGAAUUAAAAACUACAGUAAAAGAUCAUUUUGGAUUGCAAUUUAAGCUUUCAAGUAAUCAAUGGGAAUGUACAUCAUGUUUCCUAAAAAAUAAACAAAGUGAUACUAAAUGUAUUGCAUGUAGUGCUCUUAAAUCAGAUAUAAAGCAAGAAAUUAAAUUUGUUAAACAUAAAGAAAGAUUUGAAGAAUGUCCUAAAUGCAAAUCAAAAGAUUUUGAAAAAUCAACUACAUGUUCUUGCAAUACAUUUAAAUCAAAUGAAUUAAAAAUUACUCCACAGAAAAAUACGAAUUCUACAGAUAAUACAGAUAUAUCUGCAAAUGAAGAUAAUAGAACCAAUACAUCAACUAAUACAUUCUCAAAUAUAGAUAAAUUAAAAUCAAGUAAAGAUACAUGGGAAUGUCCUUCUUGUAUGGUUAGAAAUCUUAUUUCUAUUGAUUCUUGUCCAUGUUGUAAUACAGCUAAACCAAGUAUUGGAAUUACUACUAAGAAUAUUGUGUCAACAUUUCCAAAUGGAUUUGGAGAUAAAUUUAAAAAACCUGAUGGUGCAUGGAAUUGCAACACUUGUAUGAUACAAAAUGAAGAAAAAAUUACUAUAUGUGUAGCUUGUGGUGAUUCAAAGCCAGGUUUAAAGAAAUCAGAUAAUUCUACUUCUGCAAAUACUAGUUCCAAUUUACAAUUUAAUUUUGAUAUGCCUGCAAAUAGUACUGGUUUUAAAUUUGGCAUUGAUAAGGCUGGUCAAGAAAAGACUGAUAAUACAAUAUCUUCAAAUGGUUUUAAAUUUGGCGAAAAUCAACAAAAUAGUCAAACUGGUCAAUUUACAUUUGGUAUACAAAAAGAAGAAAAGAAAACAAGUGAAAUACAAAAAUCAGAAAAUAAUAUUCUUUCAACUUCAGAAAAUGCUUUUCAAACUAAUGCAAGUAAUAGUGAAAAGACUGAUAUAAAACAAAAUCCAGAAAAAAUAGAGAAAAACACAACAUUAUUUUCGUUUGGUAUAGCUAAAAGUGAGAGUGCAACAAUAGAAUGUAAUAAACAAUCUGCAAAUGUAACAACUGCAACAAUUCCAUCUACAUUUACAUUUGAUACAUCUAAACCUACAAUGGUACAAUCAGAUACAAAGGAAGAAAAACAAAUUGAAAAUACUAUAGUAGAAGUUUCAAAACCAAGUACAGGAACUAUAGAAUCUUCUAAUACUAUUAAUACAAACACAUUAUCUUCAAUAACUCAAAGUAAUACGCAAGAAACUAAAUCAACUGCUACUUUCUCAUUUGGGGUACCAAGUAAUACAAUUGCAGUUACUAGCAGCACUUCUACAAUUGUAGUAUCAAGUCUUCCAUCUUCUACUCAAUCUUCCUUUACAUUUAUUGAAUCAAAAUCAACUACACAAACAUCAAUUGUACCAACUUUUGGUCAAAUAUCGACAUCAGCUCCUACAGCUAAUUUAUCUAAUACCUUUACAUUUGGAGAUAGUAAAACAAGAGAAGGAUCUUCAAUGACUAAAACUUUUGGAACAUUACCAAAUGCUCCUUCUGGAAAUACAUUAUUCUCAAAUAUUUCUAAUUCACCAUCAUUAUUUAAUAAUGAUACAAAAACUACACCAACAUUUGGACAAACUUCAACUGAAGAUAAUAAACAACCUGCAUUUGGUGCUACAAGUACAAAUAAAUCCUCAACUUUUGCAAUACCAGAAAAUAAAGUACCAAUAUUUGGAAAUACAGAAAAUAAACCAAUUUUUGGUUCACCUGACACAAAAAUGCCUGUAUUUGGAAAUACAGAUAAUAAAGUAACAUCUUUAUUCAAUCCACCAUUGCAACCAUCAACUGCAACACCAAUACCUUUUGGUGGACCAUCAGCUACACCAACACUUUUUAGAUCGUCCGUUACUCCUGUUUUUGGUAAUAAUACUACUUCAACAUUUACUACUGAAUCAACACCUAGUAUAUUUGGAUCUACCUCAAAGCCAAAUGAAACUGGCACAUCAAAUUCAAACAUAUUCACAUUUGGCACUAGUCCUCCUCAAGCAGUAGCAAAAUCAGGAACUGGAUUCAAUUUUUCUGCAAAUACUAAUCCUGGUGAAUCGACACAGAAACCAUUAUUUACAUUUGGUAGUCAUACAUCCACUCCACAAAGUAACAAUUUAUUUGGAAAUACAUUCAAUAAUCCUACAUCAACAAAUGCUGGUUUUACAUUUAAUGCACCUAAACCAGAAGCAACAGCAUUUGCUCAAUCUGCAGCUACAACUCCUACAAUUUUCGGUACACCACAACCUGGAGUACAAAAUCAAGCAUCAUCUUCGUUUUCAUCUACUCCUUCAAAUACAGGAUUUAAUUUUGGGACUACAACACCUGCUGUUACAUCAUCAGGAGGUUUUAAUUUUGGUGUAGUUGCAUCUGCUUCUACACCAUCUGCAGGAUUUAAUUUUAAUCCUCCUAGCAAUACACCUACAUUUGAUCCUAAUACUCCACCAUCAUUUAACUUUACUGGUGGCAAUGCACCUCCAACAUUUAAUGCUACACCUACUCAAACACAACGGAAAAUUAAAAAAGCUUUUAGAAGGAUGCGGUAGAAGGGCAAGUAAUAUAUGACCAUAGUUCAGAACACACUCGGAUGCACUUUUUUUAUAUCUAUUUCAUGCAACUGCGUGUGUAAAUAUGUUUUUGAAUAUAUGAUAAAGUUAUAGUAUGAUACAAUGAAAAUAUCAUAUACCGAUCGGUCACAUCAAUGUGGUGGUAUACCAAGCAUUUUAUGUAAUAUAUUAAUUUGUCAAUAGGAUAUGCUUGCGUACAACCACUUGUGUUCUACAGGAUCUGUAAAUUAUAAAUUAUUUAAAUUAUACAAUAAUAACAAAUGAUACUUCGAUGUUGGCAUGAAGCCAGUUUUGCAACUAAAACAGAUCAUAAUGCUAUUGCAUUAUUAAUACCUUGCCCAAACAAGACACUGUAUAUGUACUGACGUGACAAUUUAAUUUGCUGAAACGAGAUAAUACCUCGAUAAAGAAAUUUAAUAAAGCACUUAAUAUGUGCAAUUUAUUGAAGAUAAUGAGUGGGAGUGUAUCCCUCAGGUAAGUAUAAGUCAUUCACAACUCGUGACAAUGAUUUUGUAACUAAUAUAAGAAGAGAGAGGGACUAAACAGUGCCGAAGUACAUUGAGUAAAAAUUAUUUUUUUGUAAAAUAUGAAAGAAAUGUUGCAAUAACUUGCAAUGGCUUUAUUCUUAUAUUUCUAUGUAAAAACAAUCAUUCUUACCUGACUAGUUAUUUUUAAUAAAUUCAGUAUACACGAUUUUACAUAGUCAGGUACACGAUCUUAAAGGAGCUUAAUGGAAGAGAAAUAUGUGCUUAACAGAUGGAAUUCUUUUAUUCAUUUCUUCUAUAAAUUUCGAGACGUUACGAGUCUUGUGAAUCGACUGAAUAUCAAUGAUGUCCCACUGCGUAUAAACAUUAAUUAUAUUUUAAUUAGAAUUUUGUGGACAGUUCUACAAUCUUUGUAGUACUAGUCCAAAAAAACGUGUAUCAUAUAAAAAAAAUGGCAUUCGGAUAGUACAAACUCACGAUUACUGAACAAUUGCAUUGAGUAGUCGAAAUUGUAUAUUUUUUUUAUAUAUUGAAUGAGCUAAUCCUAUAAGAAUAUACUGAAUGCCAUUUUAAUAGGAUUAAAUUAUAGUAAUGUUGUGUGUUUUAUCAUAGAAUGAAUGGAAAAUGAAUCAAGAAGUAUGUUGAAUGGAAGUAAAUUAUUAUGGGGCUUCUAAAGAGUUACUUCUUUUUGUUACUAAAUUAAAUAUAUUUUUAUAAUGAGUUUCUAAAAUUGAUAUCAAUUUUGUAUAUUACUGUUAUUUCUACUACAUAAAUAUAUCAUGGAAACGUAUCAUUCUGUAUUAACAAAACUAAGUAUAUAUUACAAUAAAAUUAGUAGAAAUAAAAUUAAAAAAUUAUACUUAAUUGUUAAAAGAUAUAGACGAAAAGUCAUAUUCUGACAUACUUUUAUAAGAUAUACUAUUUUUUUUUCUUUUUUCUUUUCUUUUUCUUCUUUUUUUUUUUUAAGAUUCAUUUCUUUUAUAAUAUUUUUCGUUCUAAUGACAAUGUUUAUACAAUUACAGAUUUUAACAAUGAGUGCAAUUUUAUCAAGAGUGAUAUUAAUUUUUAUAAAUGUAAGUAUAACAAAAUUGUUUCCAAAACAUUAAACAACCAUGAAAUGGAUAUUCUUUUUAGAAGUCCCUAAAUACAGAAAGUAGUUAGUUGACGUGUUAAUGAUUAAUGAAUUAAUAUAAAAUCAUACACGUCUUAUUUAAGAUUAGGAUAGUUAUAUCUAUAAUGUUGGCUUAAAAUUGACAGUAGCCAAGAAUAACUCGGCACAAGACCCACCUUCUGCCAUAGUAGAUAUGUAAGUAGGUACAAACAACUCUGUUAUAUAUUGUUGCUCUAUAUAUGUUGUGUAAUAUUUACAUUAUAGAUUUUAAGACAUUUUUAAUUUCUGUAUACAUUAUCAAAACACAAGGAUAAUAUAUAAUAGAGAAAUCUUGAUUUCAUGUUGAUAAUUUAUAAAUUGCAAACUCUGAAAAUACCCUUCGUAGUUGUUACCUAUUAUACUAAAAUAGUAUUGCUAAGUAUGUAAAAAAUAUAUCAACGUAAUUAGUCCAUUUUUUUUGUAUAAUUAAAAAUGCAAUUAUUCUACUGUUUAAAUGUAGAACAAGAUUUAUCGUAAUUCAGUAAUUGAAAUAGACUAGUUAAUACUUACAGUACCUCUUAAUGUUAUCCUUUAUAAAAGAAAUGAUCUUCUCUACGAAGGGUUCUCUUCCGCACAUAGUUAUAUUGUCUAAAUUAAAAAAUUAUAGCUUUGUAUAAUUACCAGCUGAAAUACUAACCAAUGGUAAAGUGAGGCUGCGCUGAGAUAUGUCUAUGCUGCUGUCCUACACUGUGAACAUUCUCUGUCGAGGCUGUGUCGUCCAUUUGUCUAUCCCUAGACAAAUUUCCAAAUUAAUGAAUAUAUCAAAUGCUGCCUAAAAGAGGCAGUACCUUUGUAUUAAAUCUCGUAUAUGGCCUUACAAAACAUAACGAGCGCGUGACGUAGAUGUAUUAAUGAUUGUAAAGCAAAUCAUAUUGGAAUUGUUUUGUAGCAGUUUGUACUCUCCAUUGCAAUGUGUUUGCAUAAAUACUUGAAGAGCACUACAUUAAAAUCGUUCAACAAUAGAUAUUUAACAUCUUAUGACUCAUAGAAAAUUUGCUUUUAUCAUUGUAACUAUUGAAAAUAUUAUAUUUUUAUGAAAUUAAGUAUUAAUUGUUUAAAUUAGUCACUUAAUAUUAUAAUUUAUAAUUUUGAACCAUAUGUAAAAUAAAAAUAUAUGUAAUAAUUAUAAAUAUUUUUUUUCUUUUUUGUUAAUGAAAUCUCUUUUCUAAGCAUGAUGUGCAAAAAUUCUGUGAGUUAUAAGAUGUAAAUAAUGAGUCAAAUGUUCUGAGGCCUUAUUAUAAUCUUAGUCCAUGAAAAUUAUGUAUUGUACUGAAUUUACAUGAAUAUCUGUAAUGAUUAUAUUGAGAAUGUAUUAAUCAAUGAUCUAAUGUUCACAAAUGAGAGAGUUUGUUAUAAAAUAAGUCCAAUGACUGCCUGUAAUUAAAUAAAAUGUACAUGGGAGAAUGUUCACUGUAUGCUUCAGGUGCUAUGGAGAUGUUAUAACAUUCUUAUGUCAUGGUAUAAUGUUAGAUAAUAUUGUGAAAGAGUAUCGGUGUUUCUCAACCGAUAAAUUAUUAAUAAUUUAAUAAUUUUUAGUCGCACAAAUGAAGCACAGAAAGCUAUUAAUAUUCUCUUAUUUCUGAAUAAAAACAAAAAUGUUUUAUAAAAUUACAAAUAUUUUAUUUAAAAGAAAACAUGAAGACGUAUUUGAUUUAUUGAAAAAUACGUAAUAAACACAAAAUUAUAUAAUUAAAAUAGUAGUAAUACAUUACAUAGAAUAAAAGUAGAUCUAUUUGCGAACGAAUAUAUAAAUAUAAUUAUGAUAAAUGAAAAACUCGAUAGCCUCAUAUAAUAUAAUUUAUUGAAUAAAUGUGACAUUGCUUUAAUGCGUAACAUUUGCAAUGACGAGGGCUAUUGAGCUUGUGUUGAGAAACACCGUAAAUAGGAUACAUUCACGUUAACAUUAUUACCAUUAUUAUUCUUAAUAUUAUUAUCCUCCGCUGUAUUCAUAAUAAUUAUAUUAUACAGUACUAGGAUAUAUGAAAAAUAUCAAUUGAAAACAAUGACGUUUAAUUUUGGUUUACAAUUUUAUUUUAUAGCUAGUAAAUAACGAUUUUAAGGAGGGCAUUUAGAUAAUGAUGCGAACCAAGGAGUUUUUAAAUAAGUACAAUUAUCGUGUAAUAUAACUACACUUUAAAUUUUAAUUUUUUUUUUUUAGUAAAUAAUGUAAAAUGUACGAGAACAAAUAAAGCACGUGUAGUACUUCGUAAAAACCCUUUGGUUCACAUAGAGAAAGUAAUCUGAAAACGAAUGUUAGAAUUCAGUCGCAGUCUCGAAUUCUUAGGUCAAAUGUAUUUGUUUAAUGAUUACAUUUCGCGUUGCUUUUUAUUUCUGUAAGUAUCAAGCUCACUCCUUAACAGUUCCUCAAAGAAAAUAUACAAAAUAAGAAAUCCAUAUUAUAAUAUAAUAUUAUAGUAUUUGUGGUUUUAUCAUCCUGAACAAUCAUAUGUCUGUUCUACAUGUUUUUAGUAAAAAAAUAUUUUAUUUUAGUUACAUGAUAUAUUUAAAUGCAAAAUUCAAAAAAAGCAAAGGAAAGUAAUCUUCUUUAAAUAGUUUGAACAAAGUUAGAGUGGGCAAAAUAUAAGUAUUUUUUUCACACUUCAAAAAGUUUUAUAAAAAUAAGUAAUUAAAAAUUACAAAAACAAAUGAUUAAAAAUUAAAAAAAUAUUUUUUUCUACAUAAAGUAGCCCAGUUAUUAUUAAUUAAAAGUUCAAAUUGAUUAUCGUGUUGUCUACUAUAAAAUCUACGUAUUCAGUUUCCACUUACUAGAACUAUACAAUAAUUAUAUAACGUUAAUUCAUUUUCUUAUGUUGCACAGCUGUAUGAGGAGUUAUGCAGAAAAUAAAAAUUAUCUACGAUUAAGAUACA